AUGGCACCGGCCGACACAAAGGCCGAUCCGGCCACUGCAUCCACAACUUCGACGACAGCUGCCGACGCAGACGAUGCUCUGUUUCUGCGCCAGUCCGAGCCAUACAGAAGCGACGAGAAGGACGGCCACGACGACCACGACGACCACGACGACCACGACGAUCACGACAAUGUGGUCAAAGACGAGACGGCCGUCAAAGACGAGGCGGCUGUCACACCAGCCCGCUCAGGCUCGGCCACGUCGACAUCGACCGCGACAGCCCGCUCCAACGACAUCCACGUCGGCAGCACCGCACCACCACCGCAAGGCGACGCAUCCACCACAGACGCCGUAGCGGACGCACCGCCAAAUCCCAAUGCCGCUGGCGACCUCGAGAAACAAGCGGCGGCCGCCGAAACCGUCCCGCCGCGCUACUCCGUCCACUCCACCUGGGCCAAGCGCUGGAUCGUCCUGGGCGCCUCCCUCGGCGCCUUCAUCUCGCCGCUCACCGGCCAGAUCUACCUGCCCGCCCUCACCGAGAUCGCCGCCUACUUCCACAUCACCGACGGCCAGGUCAACCUCACCGUCACCACCUACAUGAUCUUCCAGGGCGUCACGCCCAUGUUCCUCGGCGGCAUGGCCGACGGCAUCGGCCGCCGCCCGACCUUUCUGCUGUGCUUUGUCAUCUUCAUUGCCGCCAACAUCGGCCUGGCCCUCUGCCGCAACUACGCGUCGCUGCUCGUCGUGCGCAUGAUCCAGUCAGCCGGCUCUGCCAGCACCGUCGCCUUGUGCCAGGCCGUCGUCGCCGACAUUGUCAGCAGCGCCGAGCGCGGCCAGUACAUUGGCAUCACCAUCAUCCCCAUCGUGUUCGCCCCGAGCCUGGGCCCCGUGCUGGGCGGCGUGCUGUCCGAGUACCUGGGCUGGCAGGCCAUCUUUUGGUUUCUGGCGAUUGUGGGCGCCGUGCUCGGCCUGGGCCUGGCCUUUUUCCUGCCGGAGACGUGCCGCAAGAUUGUUGGCGACGGGUCCAUCCAGCCGCACCCCUUUCACCGCACCGGCUACCAGCUGGUUAAGGACGCGCUGGCCCGCCGCAAGGCGAACGGCACGGUGGCCCAGGACAACCACGACACCGCCGCCGCGCGCCCGCCGCUCCGCAUGCAGGUGCCCAACCUGACGCUGUCCGUCCAGCUGGCCCUCCAAAAGAACAUUGGCCUCCUCCUGCUCUACUCGAGCCUCCUCUUUGCCGGCUUCUAUGCCAUCGCCACCAACCUGCCCGCCAGCCUCCAGGCCUACGGCCUGUCCCAGCUCGAGAUUGGCCUCUGCUACCUGCCCAUCGCCGCCGGCUCCAUCAUGGCCGCCUUUGCCGUCGGCCCGUUCAUCAACCGCAACUACCGCCGCCACGCCGCCCGCAUCGGCGUCGCCGUCGACGCCGCCCGCCAGCAGGACCUGUCCAACUUCCCCAUCGAGCAGGCCCGCCUCGAGACCGGCUUGCCCCUCUACUACCUCUCGUCGGCCAUCAUGCUCGUCUGGGGCUGGGCCCUGCAGCGGCACGCCCACCUCGCCGUCCUCUGCGUCCUGCUGUUCCUCAAUGGCGUCGGCAUGAUUGGCUUCCAGAACGCCGCCAACGCCCUGCUCGUCGACAUCACCCCCGGCCGCGCCGGCGCCGCCGUCGCCGCCAACAACCUGACCCGCUGCCUCAUCGGCGCCGUCGCCACCGCCGUCAUCAACCCCAUGAUCGCCGCCAUGGGCAUCGGCUGGGCGUUUUUCCUCAUCGGCGCCCUCUACGUCGCCGCCUCGCCGGGCCUCUUUCUGCUCAUGUUCAAGGGCGUCGCCUGGCGCCGCCGCGCGCGCGAAAACGCCGAGCGGCGCCAGCAGCGGCGGGCCGAGCGCAAGGCCCAGAAAGAGGCCCAGAAGGCAAGCAGGGCGGCGACAGGAUCAUGA
This is a messenger RNA of Sporothrix schenckii 1099-18, 1917 nucleotides long. RefSeq names its product MFS multidrug transporter. The record is from RefSeq and is a predicted model, not a curated record. Bases 1 to 1917 code for a protein of 638 amino acids. Gene Ontology annotation, molecular function: transmembrane transporter activity. Gene Ontology annotation, biological process: transmembrane transport. The transcript has a single exon. Lineage: Eukaryota; Fungi; Ascomycota; Sordariomycetes; Ophiostomatales; Ophiostomataceae.